AUGGGCCUACGCGAGAGGCUUCUGACGGCUGCGGUGGCCCUACCGCUGGCCCUGUGGGCCAUUUUCCAUGACGCCUGGCUGUGCCUUUCCCUGGUUCUAGUGCUACAGGCGGUUUGCGUGCAGGAGGUGGGCGAGCUUCUCCGCAGAACAAGGGCCGCUCGAGCAGUAGCUGCCACGGGCGUUGGGGCGGGUUUGCUGGGCAGCACGUUCCUCUUCCACAUCAUCGCCGAGACGAUUUCUCUAAUCACCGCGUUCUGUGGCCGCGACGCUGCAGGGAUCGCGAUGUGCGUCGGUAUGGCUUUAAUUGUGGCCCGCCGCCUGGUGCUCAUGCGUGACCACUGGGCUGCUUCGAACCUAUCCGCGGAGAAACCGGUUUGGGUUGGCGGGAGGGGCGGUGAUGGUGGGGAAGGGGAUGGCGCUGGGGUGAUGGAGGCUGGAGUUUUCCUGCUGGCCCUCGAAAUUUCUGCGAUGCUUUGGCUGGUCUGUGGCUGCUCCUCACUUGUAGCGCUUCGAUUCAGGGGCUCAAGAGGCGCUGCAGAUGUUCUUUUCCUCCUGGCGGUUGUGUUUAACUCGGACAACGGAGGGUUGCUGGCGGGCUCCAUGUACAAGGCUCUUCGACGAAAGCGGCAGCUGCACCUUCCCAGCAGCGAGCUUCUCCAACGACGCAAACGAUCGUCUGCGAGUCAAACACCGCCGGCCGCCACUGGUGCCGCCGAGAUGACCCCCGGGAAAAAACAGCCAGGUCUCCUCACCGUCGCGAGUCCCGGCAAAACCUGGGUAGGCGUCACUGGAUCCAUCGCCCUGGGAACGGCCACUGCCCUGACUCUGGAACAGGCUCUUCUCUUUCUGUUGCAUGGAACGUUGCUGUCGAAAGUCGGGGAGAGUCUCCCGGGCGAGGAGGAACGAGGGGAUGUUUUGUCCGUCGGGGGCAUGUCAUCCGGGGGCCUCGGCGUUGUAGGGGCUGGCCUUUGCGUCGUGGGCGUCGUGGGGGAUUUAUGGGAGUCUCUGCUGAAGCGAACGGCGAUGGUAAAGGAUUCCGGCACGGUCUUUCCUGGCCACGGGGGCUGCCUGGACCGUCUGGACGGUGUCUUGGCAGCAGCACCGCUAUACUUGGCUGUGCUCGCGGCGUUUGGGUUGUCACCAGUAGAUGAGCCAUAGAUGUGGCAGCUGAUGUUCGCACACGGUAGCAGUGUUUAACUGGUUUUAACAUUACGUGCGACGCAGAAUGUCCCUCGCCGCUUACCCACACGUGCAUGACCUCCACUCCCGUAGUACCCGGUGUUUUGUUUCGGCGUCAUGAUGCGGAGGCCACGACUGACAGCUUUCAUCGCACAGGUGAUGAUUCUGAAAAGUUUCCUAUUGUCAUUUGGUAGCUUGCGCCACGUGAUUUCCUGGUCGCCCUCAAGCGGCAAGUGCUCACCGGGAGAAGAACGGUGAAUGGCCAAGCGACGUUUUUUUGGAACCACGUACCCAAACGCAACGGCAAACCAACGUCAUGUCGAGGAAGAAUACGAUCAAAGACCUACAGUAGUGGCGUGCAGUAAUCCUGCAAGCUGUGGUGUGCCCGAGGAUGACUAUGGUGAAACGAUCCCGUUGUGUUGGUUCCUCCGUCUGUGCCAUGGUCGGGCGGUGGAGUGAAAGAGCGUGUUGAAUCGAGGUGAAACAUUUC
Ectocarpus sp. CCAP 1310/34 is the source of this 1669-nucleotide messenger RNA. Lineage: Eukaryota; Phaeophyceae; Ectocarpales; Ectocarpaceae. The record is from the annotation of a GenBank genome assembly.